Branchiostoma belcheri (Belcher's lancelet) is the source of this 4835-nucleotide messenger RNA. Its product is annotated as DNA topoisomerase I, mitochondrial-like. The transcript is spliced from 21 exons. Bases 100 to 2766 code for a protein of 888 amino acids. Lineage: Eukaryota; Metazoa; Chordata; Leptocardii; Amphioxiformes; Branchiostomatidae. The record is from RefSeq and is a predicted model, not a curated record. Gene Ontology annotation, biological process: DNA replication; DNA topological change; chromosome segregation. Gene Ontology annotation, molecular function: DNA topoisomerase type I (single strand cut, ATP-independent) activity; DNA binding. Gene Ontology annotation, cellular component: nucleolus; chromosome.
CCAACGCAUGCGCUUUGGCGUCAAAUCAACACUUAGCCAUUUCCGACGCCACAGAAAGACAAGUUUAGUCUCAGAUCGUGGAGCAAAAAUCACCUCAAAAUGGAUCCCCAAAGCGGCGAUUCCGGCAUCGGCAGCCCUGAUCCCCAGGGAGUUCCGAAGCCCUCGGAAGGGAAGAGCAAAAAAACGGUCGAAAACCAUCUGAACGGGACUCCGAACCACGUGUCCCACAAACACUCCUCAUCCUCCUCACACAAGCAUCACCACAAGUCAUCCUCAGGCGACAAACACAAGGACCCCAACAGGCACAAGCACGGCAGCAGCGGGGAGAAGAGUAAGGACCCAAACAGACACAAACACAAGGAGCACAGCAGCUCCAAACCUAAAGAUCCAAACAAGCCCAGCAGUGGGUCAUCCAAGGACCACUCCUCCAAGCCCAAGGACGGGCACCACAGCUCAGAGAAACACAAGCACAGCUCCGAAGGUGCUGAGAAGCACAAGCAUAGCUCGGAUGGCACAGAGAAACACAAGCAUAGCUCAGAGGGGAAGGGCAAGUCCAGCAGCGGAGACAAACACAAGGAACGACACAAGGACGGCUCCUCCAAACACUCCUCCGACAAGCACAGGUCGGACAAAGUCAAGAAGGAAGGCAGCUCGUCUUCAAGUAAACCCAAGUCUUCUGGAGACGUCAAGGUGAAGACGGAGCCAGGAUUGUCGGAGAAAGGAGCCUCGCCGACCAAGCUGGUCAUCAAGAAGGAAAAAGAGGCUUCCCAGCCGGUGGUGAAUUGGGAGCCGCAGGACAGUGAUGAUGACGUCCCUCUGGCGGUACGAGCGCAGGGUGAGAAGAGAGCGCACGAGAGUGACUCCGAUGACGAACCACUCGCAGCCAGGGCUGAGAAGAAGAAAAUCAAGAAAGAGAAGCCUGCGGAGGCGGUUGCUAGGAAACGGAAGGCGGAGAGUGAUGAUGAUGACGACAAACCCAUAGCCAAGCCAAAACCCAAGAAGAAGAAGGGGAAGGAGGAAAAGGCCACGCCUGAGAAAGGCAAGAAGAAAGCCAAGAAGGAGGAACCAGAGGUCUGGAAAUGGUGGGAGGAGGGUCCUCGGGAGGAAGGUGUGAAGUGGAAGUUCCUGGAGCACAAAGGUCCCGUCUUCGCUCCGCUGUACGAACCACUGCCGGACGAUGUGCAGUUCCUGUACGAUGGCAAGGUGAUGAAGCUGAGUGAGGAGACGGAGGAGGUUGCGGGGUUCUUCGGGCGCAUGCUGGACCACGACUACACCACCAAGGACGUCUUCCGUAAGAACUUCUUCCACGACUGGCGCAAGGUCAUGACCCCCGAGGAGAGGAAGGUCAUCACGAACCUGGACAAGUGCGACUUCCGGCAGAUGGACGUUUACUACAAGCAGAAGUCGGAGGAGAGGAAACAGAUGUCCAAGGAGGAGAAACAGGAGAUAAAGAAGAAGAACGAGGCGACUGUGGAGGAGUACGGCUUCUGCAACAUCGACGGCCACAAGCAGCGCAUCGGCAACUUCAAGAUCGAGCCGCCAGGUCUGUUCCGGGGCCGCGGGGACCACCCCAAAAUGGGCAUGCUGAAGAAACGGGUCAGGCCUGAGGACGUUAUCAUCAACUGUAGCAAGGACUCGGAGUACCCGGAGGCGCCGGCAGGACACAAGUGGAAGGAGGUUCGGCACGACAACUCGGUGACGUGGCUGGCCAGCUGGUCCGAGAACAUCCAGGGCUCCAUCAAAUAUGUCAUGCUCAACGCAACAUCCAGGCUCAAGGGUGAGAAGGACUGGAUGAAGUAUGAGACAGCGCGGAAGCUGCACAAGUGCGUGGACCGGAUCCGGGCGCAGUACCGAGAGGAGUGGAAGUCCAAGGAGAUGAGGAUACGGCAGAGAGCCGUGGCUCUGUACUUCAUCGACAAGCUGGCCCUUCGAGCGGGUAACGAGAAGGAUUCUGACGAGGCUGCAGACACGGUUGGCUGCUGCUCGCUGCGGGUGGAACACAUCAACCUUCACCGCGAGCACGAAGGAAAGGAGUUCGUGGUCGAGUUUGACUUCCUGGGUAAAGACUCCAUCCGCUACCACAACUUCGUGGCUGUGGAGAAGAAGGUCUUUAAGAACUUGCAGCUGUUUAAGGAGAACAAGUCGGACGGGGACGACCUUUUCGACCGGCUGAACACGACGAUCCUGAACAAACACCUGCAGGACAUGAUGGAGGGUCUGACGGCCAAAGUGUUCAGGACCUACAACGCCUCCAACACCCUGCAGCAGCAGCUAAAGCUGCUCACCAACAGCGAGGACUCCGUUGCCGCCAAGAUCCUGUCGUACAACCGGGCGAACCGCGCCGUGGCCAUCCUCUGUAACCAUCAGCGCUCCGUCCCCAAAACCUUCGAGAAGUCCAUGAGCAACCUGCAGGCCAAGAUUGACAAGAAGAAGGAAGACAUAAAGAAGUCCAGGAAGGAGUACAAGGGCCUGAAGGCCGACUACAAGCACAAGCGGGACGCCAAGACAGCAGGGAUGUUGGAGCGAAAGAAGAAGCAGAUGGAGCGUCUGGAGGAGCAGCUCAUGAAGCUGGAGGUGCAGGCUACUGACAAGGAGGAGAACAAAGAGAUCGCUCUCGGCACCUCCAAGCUGAACUACCUGGACCCUCGCAUCUCUGUGGCCUGGUGUAAGAAGUGGGAGGUUCCAGUGGAGAAGAUCUACAACAAGACGCAGCGGGAGAAGUUUGCCUGGGCCAUCGACAUGGCUGACGAGACGUUCGAGUUCUAACAUCCAACCAGACCUUCGAGUUCUAACCCGAUUCUCAAGACUCCGAACAAGGAGGCUGCUCUCUUCUCAACAACAAGACUGUUAGACAUGAACUUUUGAAACCACCAACUCUGUACAUCUCUGUGGUUACAACUUAGAGCUUUUAUGUCAGGUGUUCCCAUAGUUACUAUAUGUCAGAUGCAGCCAUGGUUUCCCAGUGUAACCAUGGUUACAUGCAUGAUUCAGUAACCAUAGUUACUUAUGGGCCAUCCAUGGUUACAGGUAAGACACAGUAACCAUGGUUACAGAUAAGAUGCAGUAACCAUGGUUACAAGUAAUACAUUCUCGUAGUAACCAUGGUUGCAGGUAAGACACAGUAACCAUGGUUACAGUUGAGACAGUAACCAUGGUUACACGUGAGACAGUAACCAUGGUUACAGGUAAGACAGUGAGGUGAGACACAGUAACCAUGGUUACAGGUGAGACAGUUACCAUGGUUACAUGUGAGACAUGGUAACUAUGGUUACAAGGCAUCAAAUUGAAUGUAACUGAUUAUUCAGAUCUGCCCUUCUUGUCUAUCAACUUGGUAUGAAAUAUUAACUACUAAUUAGCAUAGAUUAGCAUGGAGAAGUGAUGAGUCUCCUGCAGUGGGCAGACUGUCCGACUGGGCUGUUUGUUUGUGCCUCGCGUCGACUGAUUUUACUGUGAAGUGUAGGAUAGAAGUCGUCUCUUGUUGAAUUCUAUGAAACUGGUAGAAGUCNGUACAGCAGACGGAGAGUCUGGUGAACACAUGCCUGCAACUGCUAAAACUGUGUAACCCUACUGACAUUUCUGGCUGAGUGCUGUCCUGUGAGGUUGUAACAGACUUUAGGUAGAUAACCACACCUUGCCUUCCCCUGACAGUCAGCCUGCAACACACCUGUCUGUCCCUGAGCCAGUAGCUACUGUGGCACCAAACUCUGGUCAGAUGGUGUUAUAGUAAGAUUUCUUCAUUACUUUAGAACCAUGUUGUUAAUGUAAUGGGUUGAGUUAGUGACUGACCGGCCAAACCUCAGCAGGUCGUACCAAAUGGAACACGCGUACUGUUUAAGUGUUGCUGCUGGGACAUGCUUCACCAGUAGUUCUCAGAGUGCAUCGUGACAUGUUGCUUUUCCCCUAAUGUUUUUCCUGUAGGCAUAUAGACUGUAAACGUUGCCAACAUGUACAGGGAUCAACUAAUACUAGUACCUGCUGCUGAGGCCACCAAAGCCUGCUCUUUAGCUGUACCAUUUUUGUUCUCCCCACCGUGGAAAGUAGAAUAUUCUCAAUGAACUUGCCGACAAUUUGCUGCUGUACUAAAUGUACAACGUAGCAAACCGAGUUUUUCUGUACCUGCAGGAAGUGGUUUAGUGUGAAGGACUGGUUAGACCGUUAGUACUAGUCUGUGUCUCAAACGUAGGGAUUUUUAUUUGCUGCAGAAGCCUUUGUAUAGGAGACUGCUGCUAGUCUUGUGGCCACACCAAAGAUUUUCCCAACUUCUCGUCUCAACAGAAAUGAAUCGAUAUUGUGCUGAGGGCAGCUACAGGGCAGGGGGCAGCCUUGUGGACAGUUCUGGGUUUUACUCUUCACAAGGCUGCCCCCCUCCCCCAUGGAGCUGCCUGUACAAGCCUUGAUUACUCAGACACUAUAUCAGCUGCAAGUCCUUUUUUUAAUCAGAUUAUGAUUGGUGUGGCCUGUCUUUUAAUUUGAGUGUUUUAAUCUGGUGUAGCUGUGAGAAAUGGUCCAUGAGAGCUGGAGUGAUGUUAGUCUUUAGAUAAAUGGGUUCUGUUGCUGUACAGUUCUUCAUUCUGCUGACUUGGCCAGAGAAGCUGCGGGCAGGGCGCUGACCUGGAAUAACCCCAACCUAAAAACAUCCCUCGCCCUGCCUGCUGUUUCAGGUGGCCCAGGAAACCAUAGCAACCGUGCAUCUUCAUAGGUAACCAUAGUAACAGCAUUCUGUGUCAUAUAGCUGGUGACCAUAGUAAUGACAUACCUCCAGAUAUACAACACGUAACUGUGGAAGACUUCACACCAGUUUUUUUUCUAAUAAAUACGGACCAACUAGAAGUCUU